Messenger RNA from Boeremia exigua, 1619 nucleotides. RefSeq names its product acyl-CoA N-acyltransferase. The transcript has 2 exons. Bases 236 to 1561 code for a protein of 441 amino acids. Gene Ontology annotation, biological process: siderophore biosynthetic process. The record is from RefSeq and is a predicted model, not a curated record. Lineage: Eukaryota; Fungi; Ascomycota; Dothideomycetes; Pleosporales; Didymellaceae.
AGAGAACCCACUCGGAGCUUUCCACCACACCGGGGUCCCUUCCCACCUCCCGGUCUGGUAAAAUACAUGGCUAACACUGUUUAAUAGCCACGAAAAGGCGCGGUUUAAGGCCUUUUCAGACCUCGGCUUCCGUCAAGCGAUGCCAUCACUGCUUUCAAACAUCAAACUGUAGCUGUCUCGAUUGCGUCGUAGUAUUGCCAGACUCCUACCUCUCCUUUGCAUUCUAUUGAACACAAUGGCGCAGCAAGCCCAGACAUCGAAUGAUGUCGCAGACCCUCUCAUGCUGAAGCUUCCCCACCCGUACCUGACAGCCUACACCGUCAAACCUGUGGCACAGCAGGGCCAGGCUGUCAGCAACCAAAUCGCGCUCUCUAGGGCAGACAGCAGCAGCGAAGGAAUCUCACCACCCAGUCAACUGGAUAACGCAUCCAUCUCAUUCAGCGACAUUGCAUUCUUGCCUCAGGAUGUAGCACCUCCCAAGGGUGAUAACAGCUCCUGGGCACGAGCACGCAGAUCCCCUUACCUAACGGUCUCUUGGACCGGGGAACGACCCAGUGUGCCACAGCUGUGGCUUGUCGCGUAUGCGCUGGUCUCACUGAACCCGCUUGUUGAGAGCCUUCGCGUGCUCUUUACUGGCAGAGAUUCGCAGUCACUCGUUCAAGAACUCUACUCUACGGGCUUGUUCCAUCCACACCCAAAGCCUUCUGAUGCAUCUGCACCACAGGAUGGCCAUCUUCUCCUGCGCGGCGCUUUCUGGCAAGGUGCUGCGUCACCAUUUGGUCCUCGUCCCGUCUGGGCACCACGGUUAGACGCAUCCGGGAAGCCAGCCAUUCAGAACUACCCAGCUUUCCCGCAUCAGACUGCACCAUCUACACAGUUCCCAGCCCUACCGCGGCACACGAUGCAUCCUGUAAGAGAACCAAAGCCAGAGCCUGGUUCUGUCAUUUACAGCAGAUGGAUACCUCAUCUGAAGGAGCACUUCACCAUGAUGGCUGUUGACUACACCAACCCUGAGCAUCUUGCUUUGUUUAACAAGUGGCAAAAUGACCCACGUGUUGCUGCCGGCUGGAACGAGACCGGCACAUUGGAUCAACACCGGGAGUACUUGCGGAAGCUGCAUGAAGAUCCCCACGUCCUGACCAUGUUCGCGGCAUUUGACGACGUGCUCUUCGCUUAUUUUGAAGUGUACUGGGCUAUGGAAGAUCACAUGGGUGCCCACUACCGAUCGGAUCUUUACGACCGUGGGAGACACUCACUCGUCGGCGACAUCCGGUUUAGAGGCCCGUACCGAGUGUCUGCAUGGUGGUCUGGACUAAUGCACUACAUGUUCCUUGAUGAGCCGCGCACAUGGAACCUCGUCGGCGAGCCAGCGGCUACUAGCAGCACUGUGUUGGCGUAUGAUUUCGCUCACGGUUUCCAUGUUGAGAAGCUCAUGGACCUGCCACACAAGCGAAGUGCGCUCAUGAUGGUAAACAGAGAGAAAUUCUUCACGCUGAGUCCGUUUGUAUGGGACGGUGAGAAGAAGGUCCGACCAAGCUUGGAUGCGUUGGCUAAACUGUAGACGUUGUCUGAUUAUAAUUUUAAUAGCAUUUCAGCAUUGAAUCACACAUGAAUUUAUG